CAGAAAUAACGUUAAAAACUAAAAUAAUAUAAUCUUAAAAUACUCGCUAUUUCAGAACUUUGUUUCUCUUCAUGCAAUCCUCACCAUCGUUCUCCACUUCCAUCAUCACAGAAAUUCCAUACUCUACCACCAAUGGAGUCGCUUCACCCGCUGCACUUUGCCUUGACGAUCGCCUUACCACUGUGUUCCUUUAGUUUUCUUUUCAGACACAUGAGAACCGAGAUACAAUGAAAAAGUGAAGAGACAUUCUUCUCAAAAAUUUUACUCUGAGUGUUGGUUUAUAUGAAAGUAACACCGAUUUUCAAGCAGGUAAUGGUCACCAAGAAAAUGACUUUCAGUUUACAUACGGAGGUUGGGAGUUAUCUAAUGGGAUACAUUCACUAUAUGCAAAUAGCCACCCACUUAUGGUUGAGAAUACUUAAAGAAACUAAAGAGAAUGACAAGCACCAUGUCUAAGGUGAAUGCUUUUGCUGACAGAAUAGUGAGUCUGCUGAAGCAUUGCCAUAGUGUUGUUCAGGUUCAGCAGAUUCAAGCACAACUCAUUGUACACAACCUCCAUUCCCACACCACCAUUGCUCAGCACUUCAUCUCUGCAUCCCAAAACCAUGGCCUCCUCAACUCUGCAACUCUUCUCUUUACCCUCUUCCUUCCAAAACCUCAUGUCUUCAUCUGCAACUCUCUCAUCAGAGCCUUCUCCCACUCUAACAUCCCUCACACCCCUCUAUCCAUUUACGCCCACAUGCACAACAACUCCAUUGUCCCCAACAACUUCACCUUCCCUUUCCUCUUUAAGUCAUUGUCCGACUCGUGCGACCUCAUUGGUGCCCAGUGUGUGUACACUCACGUCGUCAAAUUGGGGCAUUUGAAUGAUGUUUAUGUGCAGAAUUCGGUUCUUGAUUUGUAUGCGUCGUGUGGGGAUAUGUGGUUGUGUCAGAAACUGUUUGAUGAAAUGCUCCACAGAGAUGUUGUAUCAUGGACUGUGAUGAUUAUGGGGUACCGGAAAGCUGGCAAGUAUGACAAUGCCUUGCUUGUGUUUGAACAAAUGCAGUAUGCUGGUGUGGAGCCUAAUAGGGUCACCAUGGUGAAUGCCUUGGCUGCUUCUGCUAAUUUUGGUGCUAUUGAGAUGGGGACUUGGAUACAUGAUAUUGUGAGGAGGAACAAGUGGGAACUGGAUGUUGUAUUGGGGACAGCAUUGAUCGAGAUGUAUGCCAAAUGUGGCAGAGUUGAAGAGGGGAUGAGUGUUUUCAGUAGCAUGAAGGAGAAGAAUUUAUAUACUUGGAAUGCAGUUAUCAAGGGACUUGCUUUAGCUAAGAGUGGAGAGGAGGCAAUUUGGUGGUUUGAUAGAAUGCAGAAAGAUGGGUUUAGACCUGAUGAUUUGACUUUGGUUGCUGUUCUUUCUGCUUGCAGCCACUCAGGAUUGGUAGAGACUGGUAGACAGAUCUUCAGGUACUUGGUUAAUGGCAAGUAUGGAUUUCAGCCUAAUGUCAAACACUAUUCUUGCAUGGUUGACCUUUUAGGUCGUUCUGGCCGGUUGCAGGAGGCUUUUGAGUUCAUAAGGUAUAUGCCGUUUGAACCAACGAAAGCUAUGUGGGGUUCCUUGUUGGCUAGUUCAAAAUCUCAGGGUAACUUGGAGUUGAGUGAAUUGGCAGCCAGAAAGCUAGUUGAAUUGGAGCCAGAUAACACUGCAUAUUAUGUUCAUCUGUCUAAUCUGUAUGCAGAGAUGGGAAGAUGGAGUGAUGUUGAGAAAGUAAGGGGAAUGAUGAAAGAUAGACAAUUGACGAAAGAUUUGGGAUGUAGUUCUGUGGAGGUUGAAUGCCAAGAACAUGUUGGGGAACUUGUGGCAUAAAUCUCUCAUAAUUUUUUUAUGCAACUCAAGAUAGAAAACUUUUUUAUCCUUUCCAGAUUUGGUGUUUGAUCAUUUGUGAGUUAGUUUGCAAUUGUUUGCAUGGUAUUGUUAAUUUGAAGAUAUAAAUAGUGUAAUCAAAGACAUAA
Molecule: messenger RNA, 1992 nt
Organism: Arachis stenosperma
Lineage: Eukaryota; Viridiplantae; Streptophyta; Magnoliopsida; Fabales; Fabaceae
Product: pentatricopeptide repeat-containing protein At5g56310-like
Exons: 5
Coding region: 437-1846 (469 amino acids)
Biological process (GO): RNA modification
Molecular function (GO): RNA binding; protein binding
Source: RefSeq, a predicted model, not a curated record